Molecule: messenger RNA, 1959 nt
Organism: Triticum turgidum subsp. durum (durum wheat)
Lineage: Eukaryota; Viridiplantae; Streptophyta; Magnoliopsida; Poales; Poaceae
Source: the annotation of a GenBank genome assembly
AUGGAGGUGGUUGACAAGAUUGCCGGGCCAGAGGGCCCUUGGGUGGCCACUGCCCGGCAGCCAAAUAAUUCAGAGUUGCCAGCAUCAGUAGUGAUAGAUGCAGCUAGGGAAGGGGAGGGCACGGAGCAGCCCGAUGAGAAGGACCCGUCGGCACAAGGCGGGGAGAGCUUCCGGUUCCGGGGCGAGGAAUCGUCGGGUGAGGGUGGCCGGAGUUCGUUCUCCGGGGCGAGCCACCCUCCGGAGCCAAUCGAUGUGGAUGUUAUGAGCACCGUGUAUGUUUCGGUUGACGAGGAGAAGACCGGGCCACCGGGGUGCUUGCUGCGAGGCCCGUCAGCCAAAGCACCGUCCAUGGAAGACAUUUCUGUCCAUGCCGCAGACCUGGAACCCAAUGUGGUUGCUUUGGUUGAAGAGAUGAAGGUGCCCGGUGCCCCUGUUCCAGAGCCUCCUGGCGAGGCCGUGCCCUCAACUCAGUCGUCGGAGGAGAAGGAUCGCACCGGUGACAGCGCCGGUGCCACACGCAUCAGGAACAGCUGCACAAGCACACGCAGAAGCGGAUCCGUUGCCGGUGAGCCCGCGGUGACCGCCGGGAGGACGCAAGACAGCGCAAAGGGCAGCUUCCGAGGCAGCUCAACGGAGAGCAUAAAGACCAGCGGGAGCCAAGCGAGCGACAGCAGCGACGACAGCGGCCGGAGCAACAGCGUCACCGGAGCCGCCAGCAAGCCCCACAAGGGGAACGACCCUCGGUGGCGGGCGAUCCUCGCCGUCCGGGCCCGGGGCGGCGCGCUGGGGAUGAGCCACUUCAGGCUGCUGAGGCGGCUCGGGUGCGGCGACAUCGGCAGCGUGUACCUGUCGGAGCUGAGCGGGACGGGGUGCCACUUCGCGAUGAAGGUGAUGGACAAGGCGUCGCUGGCGGGGCGGAGGAAGCUGAGCAGGGCGCGGACGGAGAGGGAGAUCCUGCAGCUCCUGGACCACCCCUUCCUCCCCACCCUGUACGCGCACUUGGAGACCGACCGCUUCUCGUGCCUGCUCAUGGAGUUCUGCCCCGGCGGCGACCUGCACGCGCUGCGGCAGCGCCAGCCGCGGAAGCACUUCUCCGAGUACGCGGCGAGGUUUUAUGCUGCGGAGGUACUCCUAGCUCUGGAGUAUUUGCACAUGCUGGGGGUGGUGUACCGGGACCUGAAGCCGGAGAACGUGCUGGUGCGCGACGACGGCCACAUCAUGCUCUCCGACUUCGACCUCUCGCUGCAGCAGUGCGCGGUGUCGCCGACGCUCGUCAGAGCGCCGGCGUGCGACUCCGACCCCAGGAGGGCAGGCGGCGCCUUCUGCGUGCGGCCCUCCGGCUGCAUGGAGCCCUCCGCUGCCUGCGUCCAGCCCGCGUGCUUCAUGCCCAGGCUGUUCGGCCAGAGGAGCAGGAGGCGGCGGCGGUGCUCCGAGCCGGGGCAGGGCGUGCCGGAGCUGGUGGCGGAGCCGACGGCGGCGCGGUCGAUGUCGUUCGUGGGGACGCACGAGUACCUGGCUCCGGAGAUCAUCAAGGGCGAGGGCCACGGCAGCGCCGUCGACUGGUGGACGCUGGGCGUCUUCCUGCACGAGCUGCUCUACGGCCGGACGCCCUUCAAGGGGGCGGGCAACCGCGCCACGCUCUUCAACGUCGUCGGCCAGCAGCUGCGCUUCCCGGAGUCACCGCCGACGAGCCACGCCGCCAGGGACCUCGUCAGGGGCCUGCUGGUCAAGGAGCCGCAGCAGCGGCUCGGCGUCAAGCGGGGCGCCGCAGAGAUCAAGCAGCACCCCUUCUUCCAGGGGGUCAACUGGGCGCUCAUCCGGUGCAGCACGCCUCCCGAGGUGCCCAAGCCCGUCGAGGCCGAGCCGCCAGCGAAAUGCGGAGCAACCCAGCAGCCGACGGUGAUCGGCGCCGCCGAGGUGAAGUCCGGCGGCAAGUUCCUCGACUUCGAAUUCUUUUAG